Messenger RNA from Symbiodinium necroappetens, 791 nucleotides. NCBI's taxonomy places the organism in Eukaryota, Dinophyceae, Suessiales, Symbiodiniaceae. The record is from the annotation of a GenBank genome assembly.
AUGGUUGCCCGCCUUCAUCGCUUCUUCAAAUGGCUGCGCACCUGCCCCGAGGAAGAGGUGGCCUUGGUGGCCCACUGCAGCAUCAACUUCACCAUGCUGAAUGCCGUGGUGGAUUGCUCUUUGGAUCCGCACUUGGCCGAUUGGUUCGUGACUGCCGAAAUGCGAUCCAUGCGAGUGCUGUGGGAGGAGCCAAGGAAGGAGACUGCGAAAUUCAUCGACGGUGGACACCUCGUUGGGCUGGCGAAGGGACACUGCCAGCUCUACCCGCAUCUACUGCGCAUUGCGCAAGAAGGUGAUGAAGACUCGGUCCAUCUGCGACGCGACUACCAGGAGUUCGCGGCCAGCGGCCAUGUGGCCCUGAUCUGUGGAGGUGGCGCUGGUCACGAGCCACUGAUGGCCGGUUUCGUUGGCCGAGGUCUCCUCACGGCCUCAGUUACUGGGGCACUCUUUGCUGCCCCCUCGCCUGGCGCCAUCUUCCGUGCCAUCAUGGCCGCGGCUGGCCCGGCAGGCUGCAUCCUCGUCGUGAAGAACUAUCCGGGCCUUCGCUUCAACCACGCGGUGGCUGCAGAGCGCGCGAGGAGCAAAGGCGUGACUGUGGAGUUGGUGAUCGUGUCGGAUGACGUCGGCUCUCAGCAGGGCGAAUCGGAGGCCUCGCGAUGCCUCGCGGGCGCAGCGGUGGUCAUCAAGGUGGCGGGCAGCCUUGCAGAGGAUGGCAAAGACCUCCAGGAGGUGAGAGCAGCUGCUCAGUCAACGGCCGAUGCUACAAAGACCAUGGCUCUCGCCCUGCGAUG